GCUACCCACAGCACGCUGCUGCGUUGUGCGAUGAGCACUGGAUACCGGAGCAGCAAGGGCGUUCUCAUCACCUGCGAUGUGCCCACGAAGCAGUUCAUUAUGAGCCUGGACGCGCGGCUGGCGUGCGUGGUGUCGGAUCUGGACGCCACACAUGUCUUCGUGAAGAAAGACAGCGUCAAAGAGAUACAGCGCGAGCUGGAACAGCUGCACGAGAAAAACGUGUACGUGCGGCCUCGAACAUAGCAACAACGGCGGUGCACAGCAGUGCGCAACAGCACGUCGGAAGACGGCACCGGCACGACGGGUACAGGACCAUUGUGCUCACCACGCGGACGCUUCAUUUCGCGUGGCAAAUAGCAGGAAAACUGGCGAAGAGAGGGACGACUUUGAUUUUUUUUUUGUGGGAGCAACCAGUGUCGGAGGGACGGUAGAAAUCGUACGGCUUAUUGAGAGGGAGGUUCGCGAUCUCUACUCGUCUGGGUGAUCGGCAGUAGUAGGGUAUCGCUGGACAAGCUAUGUAUCACAUCGACGAGUUUGCAAUCGCCGUGCCUUUGAAACGUGAUGCUACCUCGUCGAAGAAUGGCAUUGGUUUAGCGUACAAUCAAAAGGACCAUGCCCAGGCGCAUGCAGCAUCUCACACCCAUCGUGGCCAUGAAUGUGGUGUGGAGAUCCGUGUUGUGGAGGAUUGAGACACUAUGAGAAGGCCAUGUAGCACAAUGAAGCGUGUGCUCGCAAAAGCCUCUGU
Molecule: messenger RNA, 745 nt
Organism: Ectocarpus siliculosus
Lineage: Eukaryota; Phaeophyceae; Ectocarpales; Ectocarpaceae
Source: the annotation of a GenBank genome assembly